Molecule: messenger RNA, 2451 nt
Organism: Pipistrellus kuhlii (Kuhl's pipistrelle)
Lineage: Eukaryota; Metazoa; Chordata; Mammalia; Chiroptera; Vespertilionidae
Gene: POLL
Product: DNA polymerase lambda
Exons: 9
Coding region: 273-1994 (573 amino acids)
Biological process (GO): double-strand break repair via nonhomologous end joining
Cellular component (GO): nucleus
Molecular function (GO): DNA-directed DNA polymerase activity; DNA binding
Source: RefSeq, a predicted model, not a curated record
GGGGCGGGUCCUCAGGGCGAGGUCCGGGCCAGUCACCCCUCUUAUGGCCUCCAGCUGGGAUGGCCCCCGAGCUCGCUCCAGCUGCGACCGCAGCGGACGCCCACACCUGCCGGAGCCUCCCCCCCCAGCUGUGAGGCUGAGAUUCCGCGGCCCGGAAGGCGCUGCGCACCUGCUGUCGCUGUGCCCGGUCUCCCCGCACCUGCGGGGCUGAGCACCGCCGUGCGGAGCAGCCUGCGACCCGGGCAGAAAGGCCAGGAUCCAGCCAUACCUCAAUGGACCCCAGGGGCAUCUUGAAGGCAUUUCCCAAGCGGAAGAAAAGCCUUGCCAAUCCGUCAUCAAAAGCACUUGCAAAGAUUCCCAAGAGGGAAGACGAAGAAGAAGCAAGAGAGUGGCUGAGCUCCCUACAGGCCCAUGUCGUGCCCACUGGCAUUGGGCGAGCCCGGGCAGAACUCUUUGAGAAGCAGAUUGUCCAACACGGUGGCCAGAUAUGCUGCGCCCAGGCCCCGGGGGUCACUCACAUCGUGGUGGAUGACGGCAUGGACUGCGAGCGAGCCCUUCGCCUCCUCAGACUGCCCCGGCUGCCCCCCGGGGCCCAGCUGGUAAAGUCGGCCUGGCUGAGCCUGUGCCUGCAGGAGAGAAGGCUGGUGGACACCGCAGGAUUCAGCAUCUUCAUCCCCAACAGGUACCUGGACCAACCACAGCCCAGUGAGGCAGACCAAGACUCUUCUACCAGAGCUUGUGAGGCUCUGCUCACGGCACCCCUCUCUCCUCCUCCUCCUCCCGCUAGACCUGUAUCUCCUCCCUGGAGGAUAGAGGAAGCUCCAGACGCCCCGGCCCAGCCUGGCUCUGAUGAUGACACCAGUGAUGGGGAAGAGACCCGAGUGAGCGCAGCUGAUUUGGAAGCCCUGAUCAGUGGCCGCUACCCUACCCCUGCUGAGGGAGAUGGUGAGCCUAGCCCAGCCCCCGAGGGUCUGAAUAAGUGGGUCUGUGCACAGCCUUCAAGUCAAAAGGCGACCAACCACAACGCCCACAUCACAGAGAAGCUGGAAGUGCUGGCCAAAGCCUACGGUGUCCAGGGAGACAAGUGGAGGGCCCUGGGCUACGCCAAGGCCAUCAACGCCCUCAAGAGCUUCCACAAGCCCGUCACCUCAUACCAGGAAGCCUGCAGCAUCCCUGGGGUCGGGAAGCGGAUGGCCGAGAAGGUCCUGGAGAUUCUAGAGAGCGGGCACCUGCGGAAGCUGGACCACAUCAGCGACAGCGUGCCUGUCUUGGAACUCUUCUCCAAUAUCUGGGGAGCUGGGACCAAGACCGCCCAGAUGUGGUACCAACAGGGUUUCCGGAGCUUAGAAGACAUCCGCAAUGAGGCCUCCCUGACUACCCAGCAGGCCAUUGGCCUGAAGCAUUACGAUGACUUUCUGGAACGCAUGCCCAGGGAGGAGGCUGCCGAGAUUGAGCAGACAGUCCGGGAAUCGGCUCAGGCCUUCAGCCCUGGGCUGUUGUGUGUGGCCUGCGGUUCCUACCGACGGGGGAAAGCCACCUGCGGUGACGUGGACGUGCUGCUCACUCACCCGGACGGCCGGUCUCACCAGGGCGUCUUCGGUCGCCUCCUUGACAGCCUCCGGCAGCGAGGGUUCCUGACGGAUGACUUGGUGAGCCAGGAGGAGAACGGUCAGCAGCAGAAGUACCUGGGUGUGUGCCGGCUCCCAGGACCAGGGCGCCGGCACCGACGACUGGACAUCAUCGUUGUGCCCUACAGCGAGUUCGCGUGCGCCCUGCUCUACUUCACCGGCUCUGCCCACUUCAACCGCUCCAUGCGGGCGCUGGCCAAGACCAAGGGCAUGAGCCUGUCGGAGCACGCCCUCAGCUCCGCUGUGGUGCGGGACGCCCGAGGCCUCAAGGUGGGGGCUGGCCGAGUGCUGCCCACCCCGACAGAGAGGGAUGUCUUCAGGCUCCUGGGCCUGCCCUACCGAGAGCCAGCUGAGCGGGACUGGUGACCGCUGGACUACCCAGGACUCCUCUCUGGCUGAACCUCACCACUUCCAUCACUGGGAAAGGGCCAGCCUGGCUCCAGGGCCUGCCCUGCCCGCCCCUGACAAGAGCAGGCUGCCUCCCAGCUGUCCUUGGUAGAAGCUUGCCGGCAGCCCAUUGCCCCCCCGUUAAGCAGGAACAGGCGGCUGGUUUGAAGCCAGCUCUUGUGCUGAAGGCCCGGGCAUCCCCCUCCUCUACCCUGAGGAGGGUUUGGCUGCUGGGGGUGGGAAGGGGCUGCAGGGGCAAGGCGAGCAGCUCUGGCCCAGCAUUACCCAAGACCCUUUGGAGCAGGAGAAUGAACCACUUCGCAUACUUCCUCUUCCCACCCGCUUCCUGUGCAGCCGGAGGUGCUGGGAGAGGCGCCUCAGGCUCCGGCACAGCAUGGGAAGACCCAGCGGCCCAGUAAAGUGCAUUUGACCUUCA